CACUGAUUGUACCAUGCAAUAGACCUACAGUUGUACUGAGAGUGUUGCUAGCUUUCUCUGUUGUAAGGAAUAUUGUGUUCCUGAUAUACGUAUAGCUGUAAGGAAACACUGGACAGAAUGGCUACUGUAAAUCUAUUUCUCUGCUGUAUGCUGGGAAGUGUUUCUCUUGUGUAUGGGCAGCCUUUGUUUCAAAUCCUCACUGGACCAAAAGCCCUCGUCUCCUCCAGUGGGAGCGUGAUUGAAGGAUCAGUGAUCCAGAUCUACUGUACUGUAGAGGAUGACACCACUGCCACUUUCACAUGGACUCUCAAUGGAAGCUCUCUGAGGAACGAUCCACCUCACAUUCGUAUCAGAGAAGACAAUCGCCCUGAACGCUCAAAAUCAUUGCUCACUGAUGACUCCACAUGUGUUCUCACUGUGGACAACUUCAGAGCCUCUGACAAUGGAGUCUAUCAGUGCACUGCUACUAGUGGAGCUACUUCUGGCAAUGGAGCGGCUGUCACAUUAACAGCUGUGUCAUCUACUGGUGAUGGAACAUUGAUGUUGACUGAUCAACCCUCUCUCAAUGAACCUGUUGACCUCAGUGCUUCCCUCAAUGAUAACCGCACUGGGAUAGCUCUUGGUGGCACUGUCGAUGGUUCUCUACUGACAUGCACUGCUGGACAUCAAGGUGAUGGAGUGAUGAACUACCCCGCCCCCUCUGUGGUGUGGGUGAGGAGCGGACAAGUUGUUGAAUCACGAAUCACCAUUGCAAUGAUCAAUAGACGAGUUACCAGUUCUCUGACUAUCACUAACUUUGGACUGCCUGAUGCAGGAGUGUACCAGUGUGUCUUCACUGAUGACAGUGAUGGUGGGGAGGUCAUCACAUCAGUACCUUAUCAAUUGGAUACAGGUACUACCAUUCGUAUUGAGAGGGUCUCUCCUGAGGUCAUUAUUUUACGUCCUCCCGAGAAGCUGGUCAUUGAAGUGAGGGUGUCAGGAGAAUAUGAAGUGUUGUUCUGGCGCAAAACGACUAUAAGGACUUUCAUACCUGGUCAAAUGCUUCCUCAAGAGUUUCCUAAUUAUUUUGAGACAUUUGUACGAGACAACACCACAGCUGAGGAUGAGGGGUUCUACAUUGUUCAACCUCAACUUAAGCCUGGAAAAACUCAAACUCAUACCAUCACACCAACUGGUGGUGUUGAUUUUGGGGUUAUUGCGCCAGUUGAUGCCAUCACAACAUCUCUCAAUAUUUCUACUGUUGUGAUUCCCGAGGGAGGCAGUGCAGACAUCUCCUGUAGAUCAGUGGGAGCUCCCGUUCCUAGUAUCACAUGGAAGGUCAACAACCAGACCACUGAAUUUAAGCAGACAGACACAGAGACACCAUUUAUAGCUGCACUGACUGGAACUAUUGGAAACAGAGGUUUUGACGUAUCUCCUGGUAGCAUUGAGUCAUCCCUCCAUAUUGUGAGUGCCACAUACCCUGAUCAUGAUGGAGUGUACACUUGUAUUGGAAGCAACUCUGAGGACCUCAGCAGCAGUACCUUCGUCACUGUGCAAGUUAAUGCUGUUCCUGAAGUGGAAACUACAGCUACUGAGACUCUUGUGUACAUCGGAAGUGAUAUCACCAUCACCUGUUCUGUGCGGAGGGGAAAUCCCUUUAAUUACAUCUUCACCAUUACUAAUACUGACACUGGCAGUACAACAACUGGACCCAACCGCACUCUGACAAGCAUUCAUAUGUCUGAUCUUGGUACCUAUCGCUGUGAUGUCACUAAUGAUGCUGGAACUGGGAGCAGUAUUGUGACUAUAGAGCUGGGAGAUAUCAGUUGCCCUGGUUUUGAUAUUGAGAAUGGGAUUAUUAUCUACUCUGGUGACACAACAGAGCCUCACAUUUAUGGAACAACAACUAAUUAUCAGUGUGACACUGGGUAUGAAAUAACGAAUGGAGACAGAGUGAGGACAUGUACUGGCGAUGGUAGUAGUUCAGUGGGAGAGUGGAGUGGAACUGUGUCAGCUUGUUCGGUUGUGGAUUGUGGACAACCUACUCCUCCCAGUGAUGGAGAAGUUAGCUUGCCUGCUGGCACUACAUUCAGUAGCGUGGCACACUACAGCUGCCAUUCCUGCUAUCGGCGUGUAGGAGUUUCAUUACAGAUUUGUGCAGGAAAUGGACUGUGGACCCCAGCUCAACCAACCUGUGAAAUUCUUGAUUGCGAUCGACCUCCAGAUCUUGACAAUGGAAAAAUCACAACACCUUACACAACAACCUGUGGCAGUCUGGUCACCUACAACUGUGACAGAGGCUAUCUACUGGAGGGAGUGAGCUCACGUACCUGUCAGACUAAUGAAGAGUGGUCCAAUGGAACAGCACUGUGCAAUCCUAUUGACUGUGGCAGCUUGAGUAGUCCUGACAAUGGUGGUGUAGUAAUGUUGUCUGGCUCUACCUUCAUGAGCAGAGCUACCUACUCUUGCAACAGUGGGUACCUACUGAGAGGUCCUGCAGAACUGACUUGUGGUCCUACUGGACUAUGGUCCCCAUAUCCACGUGCACCUAGCUGUGAACCUGUGGACUGUGGUGCAUUGAUGAAUCCUACUAAUGGACGAGUGGACUCAUUGUCUGGAACCACUUUCAUGAAUAGAGCUACCUAUACUUGUAGCAUAGGCCAUAAUCUUGUGGGAACCAGCUCAAGAAUGUGUUUAGCAAAUAGCAAUUGGAGUUAUGUACAGCCAACUUGUAAAGUUGUAGACUGUGGAGCACUUGAAUACCCCACAAAUGGACAAGUUGUGAUAUUGCAGGGAACCACUUUUGACCAACCAGCUGUGUACUCUUGCAAUGAGGGGUACACACUAAAUGGAGAUGCCAGACGUACUUGCACUGCUAGUGGGCAUUGGUUAGGAUCAGCCCCAUCAUGUGAUCCCGUGGAUUGUGGUAUUCUUGAGGCUCCAGCCAAUGGUAAUGUAGCCACAUCUCAAGACACUCACUUUAUGGAUACUGCCUUGUACAGUUGUGCCCCAGGCUUCAACCUCACUGGAUGCCCCUCAGCAGUGUGUCAGUCCAAUGGUACCUGGUCAUGUGACCCUCCCUUCUGUGCCGACAAUACAAUGAUCCAACUCAAGUUCGGCCCAACUCGCUAUUGUGUGGAGUGGACUGAUGAGAAGGUUAAAUUGAUGUACAGGAUCAUGCACAUUGCCAUCACCAAGGCAGUAGGAAAGAGUGGACAUGACAUUCCCAUGAACAACAUUCAACCUGGCUACUUUGUAUGUUACAAAUCCACAACAAGGACGACCUAUCGAACCACGAUCACUGGUACGAAGAGUUUGAGUGCUGUCGAGUAUGCUGAGUUAAUUAGCGAGUGGGUGGAGUCUGGAGUGACCACCAGGGUGCUUUGGUACGCUAUCAAGAUGGACAAGGCCUGUCCAGUGGUCAUUGCCUCCAUGGACAAGGAUGAGUGUGAAUAACUCUACCAAGUACCUAGCUAGCUAUAUAUAGAGAAACUUUUAACAUGUUUGUUAGCCGAAAGCUUUACUUAGUUGCGUCUAAGGAUAUUGAGGAGAUCAAUGUAGAUCUACUACUGAUAUGAGUUGAUGAUUUCUUGUAUGUUUAGG
Messenger RNA from Halichondria panicea, 3585 nucleotides. RefSeq lists its product as uncharacterized. NCBI's taxonomy places the organism in Eukaryota, Metazoa, Porifera, Demospongiae, Suberitida, Halichondriidae. The record is from RefSeq and is a predicted model, not a curated record. The transcript has 15 exons. The coding region runs from base 118 to 3438 and encodes 1106 amino acids.